AUGGCCAUACCAUCUCCCUUGAAGGAGUCUUGUGUUCCCACGUUCAUAAACCAAUAUAAGCAAGAGACGUACACAGCUCUGGCUAAAAGAGUUGCGGAUCUAUGCAAAGAGGUUAUUUCGGAGAACGGCAUAAGCGUUCAGACGGAAAGCCGUGGGAAAGAACCUGAAAGCCUACGAAAAAAGCUCGAGGAGCGUGAACGCGAGAGCGGUCCUUACAAAGAUUCGAAAGAUAUUUAUGACAAAAUCAUCGACCUUGCCGGAGCUCGAAUUAUCCUCAAUAGAGCGGAAGACCGCCAUACCAUCAAGGGCAUACUAUACGACAAUUUCGAAGUUUCCAAAGAGAAGCUCGUGGACCGAAAAAGUGGGUACAGAGCGGUGCAUUAUGUUGUUUACUUGAAGGAAGACCGGUACUCACCUCAUCUUCAAAAGAUGGAAGCUAGAACACCGGUUGAAAUCCAGGUUCAAUCUCAUGGUAUAUGGCAAUGGAGCAAGCUAGAGCACGACUCUAUCUACAAGGCGAAGAGAGAUCUGAGUCCAGCGAUGAGAAACGCUCUCGAUAAUCAAAUUGAAGCUACCACUCUGAGCGAGCGCCUUGCUCAGCAGGCCAGGGAAUUGAAGGCCAGGGAAGAUGCAGAGUACGAAGAAAAGCUGGCAAAGUCCAAGGAAAAGUUCAAAAAUGCCUGGUCUGUUGGGCACUAUCUAGACGAGUGGAUUCCUAAACACGCUGCGAACUGGGCAAAAGAUAGAUCAGGCAACUCGGGAUCUGCUACGGCUUUGACUAAAUUCUUGGAUUCUCGGGAAUGGAGAACUGCCGAAUGUCUAGAUCGGUUGCUCACCAAACACCUCGGGGAUGGUGCGCAAGACGAAUACUCGACAACUGCAAGGGAAUAUGGGCGCAUUGACAUGAACCUCAUCAUCUAUCUGAUCGAUCGCGAGGUUCUGAAACAGGAAGAAAAUGAACUGCGUGCUUUCAAAGGCCGCAAAAGCGAUAAGGAGCAUUUACACAAGAUCCGAGUGAUCCUCAGCACUUUCAUCUGGAUGGAUCGUCUCUUCCUCCCACCUUUUGAAUGGCAUCGCUUGCUCGCGCGUAUUGAAGAUCUAAACACCCUUCCGCCGGGCGUUCUUUGGCUUUCAAACAGCGCCCGCCAGCGCGCCAUCGAAGACGGAGCCUCCUUGAAUCCCAAUGAGAUCAGUAAAUUGGAAGGUCUGUGGAAUUGGUUUAGCGGAAAUCGCGACCGCCCGAUCAAGUUGGCUUUCACGAUGUCAAACCGGGGGGUGAUUAGGGAUAUCCCGAGAGAAAUGAAAGAGCUGAAAGAUGUCUUUGCGCCACUGAUUGAGGGCCUGAGUCGAUAUGAGUUUUGA
Molecule: messenger RNA, 1362 nt
Organism: Penicillium samsonianum
Lineage: Eukaryota; Fungi; Ascomycota; Eurotiomycetes; Eurotiales; Aspergillaceae
Product: RelA/SpoT
Exons: 1
Coding region: 1-1362 (453 amino acids)
Biological process (GO): guanosine tetraphosphate metabolic process
Source: RefSeq, a predicted model, not a curated record